CACCCUAUCCGUCCCGGAAGUAGUGACGUGUUCACAGUAGCCAGCUUGAGAGUUAGCUUGUUAGGUAGCUAGUUAGGUCGAGCCGGGAGUGACACAGCUGCCACAUCAGACAGAAUGUCAGAAGGGGACAGUGUUGGGGAAUCAAUCCAUGGGAGGCCGUCCACAAUCGCUGCCUUUUUCACCCGUCUAGGACAGAUCUACCAGUCAUGGCUAGACAAGUCCACUCCUUUCUACAUAGGGCGAUGGGCAGGGACUCUCAUCCUGACGGCUGUCUACAUGAUCAGAGUGUACAUAUUGCAGGGUUGGUAUAUAGUAACAUACGCUUUGGGUAUAUACCAUCUAAACCUGUUCAUCGCCUUUCUAUCACCGAAGGUGGAUCCUUCUAUGCUUGACGAAGAUGAAGGACCAUCCCUUCCCACCAAGCAGAACGAGGAGUUCCGCCCGUUCAUCAGGAGGUUGCCCGAAUUCAAAUUCUGGCAUUCGGCGACAAAAGGCAUCGUCAUAGCCAUGAUUUGCACAUUCUUUGAAGCCUUCAACGUGCCAGUGUUCUGGCCCAUUCUUGUAAUGUACUUCAUCAUGCUCUUCUGCAUCACCAUGAAGAGGCAGAUCAAGCAUAUGAUCAAGUACAGAUACCUACCGUUCACACAUGGGAAGAGGACUUACAAAGGCAAGGAACAGGACACAGCGAAACCUUUUGCUAGCUAAAAAACUAACCUCCGAUCCCUCUUCCCUUCGCCCUCCUUCAUAUUUGAGAUUAAAAAAAGAUCAGCCGGGGAUUGAAGAGGGUCAGCAAGUUAUUAUUUUUUUUGAAAGGACACAAUAACAUUAUGAUUUCGGACAUUUGAUCCAUACAUGGCAGCCAUGGAUAAUUAUAGCAGUAGACUGGCUCUGUUAGUGUGAAAAUGUGGCCUUUUUCGAAUAAAAAAGGUAUUGGGAUUUCAGUUGGCCAGACUAAUCUUCAUUGGGGGAAUUGAUGGGCAUUAUGUCCAGUACUUUGUACGAAGCAUGGCUUUUAUUUUUCAUAAUUAGAAGCCAUCUGGUAAGUAUGAUGUGGCCCUGAAGGAAUCAUUUAGCUUUGACUGUAGAUUAUACUUUUAUUUGAUAUCAUUUUUUUCUUUCUUUUUUAAUCCUUGGUGAAACAAAUCUGGUUUAUUUUGAUCAGUAUUUUGAUCCGUCAUACAAAAAACGGCUCUGAAAGAAGGAAUGUCUCAUGCAACCUGCUUUGGACCUCGUGAGGUCUUUGACUGAUUUCAGAUGGCUGCUUAAAUAGCCAUUUUACACAUAACAUUGAUCAACAGCCCUGUAUUGGAUUGGCAUGCAACUUUAAAACUACUAACAUUCUCCUAGAAUAUUGUGCCGUCGUAGGUGGUUCAAGCCUUUGGGGGAAAUACCAUUCCCUUACGUUUCACCAAAAGGACACUUUGGGAUGCAUAAUUCAAGUUGAAGUGCCACUAACCCGCCGUUAGCCUAACUAGCGUAUAAGCUCCGAACACUCUUAACAGAGAUGGACUCUCCUGGCGUUGGGCAAUCUCAGAGACUAAAUUGUUGUAUGAUUUUAUUUUGGUGGUUUUUUUUGGACACUUUAAUUUAGAAACCAUUUUACCAAACUUGGCUGCCAGUAUGCUCUUCCAGAAUAGAGUAAAUCUUCUGAUGACCAUAGUAAAAAGUAAACAAAAACUACUAAAUUCGAGUUUUCUCCAAUGCUGAGGAAUUUGAUAUUAUAAUGUUGGUUAAAGGUUGGGUAUGGGAUUUGCGAAACGCCAGCAGAUUUUGAAAAUACACAACUCAAAUGGUCCUACCCCCUCUCCUUCAACGCUGACUCUGACUCCACCCAUUCCAAGUACAUGGACGCGCAAUCAUGCACGAGCGCGAACACAGAUUCGCGAGAGCGAGCCAGGCUAGCUAGGUUGGAGUUUAGGGUUGUCUUCUAGUGCUAGGUCCAAAUGUGGAUUAGCUAGUUAGCUAGCUCCAUUGGCUACCGCAGGAUAACAACAAACAGAAGCUUGCUCUGGGUCACAAGCUUUGAGUACGUGCAUGAAGGGGUCACGCGCGGGGAGGGGGAGUGCAGUACGACCGUUUGAUUGACGUACUUACUGUCCAAUGCCACUCGGUGGUUCUGGUAAUCAUUGGCUGGAGUUUUUCGAGCCCUGCCCGUUCCACAGAUGAUUGACUUGUUUAAUUUUCAUGUCAGUACUUCUAACUCAGUGGCUGUAAGUGGGUUAUGAUAAAUAUUUCAAGUAAUUUUGCAAAAAUGGCCAAAAAAGAGAAUUCCAUACCCAACCUUUAAGAUGUCCCCUUAGCUAUUCUGUGUAUGUAGACUAGCCGGUGUAUACUCCCUUAGAUUGUUUAUUUUGAUUGACAAUGAACAAUGAGAAAUCAUUCCAAGCAAAAAUAUUGUUCUCUCUUUCUUUUGCAGAGGAAACAUAAGAAAAUUGAGAUUGAGAGCUUUUAUUGUAACAAAAGGAUGAAGGGGUUGGCGAUCACUUUUUUUUCCGCUGCCUCCUCAGAUUUUUGGGGGUCAUUUUUAUCAGUAUGCUGGGAUUAGUUUUUGUUUUGUAACCAGAGAUUCUUUUUUUCUUUUUCUUGAAUACCUUCACUGGCACCAUAAUAGGGAAUCAAAAAAUGUGUCCUUUUAUUUGCUUUCCUGUAAAAAGUACCAUGUUUCAGAGGGUUCUCAUGAGGAUUUGUAUAUAUAUUUUAAAAUAUAAGAUUGUUUUGGAGGUUUUUUUUCCAAGCAUCACAUGGUUUUCAACUGUAAAAUCAAUCGUUUGUCCUUUUGGAAAUUAAUGCUAGCAGAACUUGCCAAUUGGGUUCUAAAUUUGAUUUAUUUAAUAUCUCAUUGAUUGCAUGUUAUUGGUUCCUUGUGCUGCAGUUAUAAACAACAUUGAUUUUAAUAACUUAAAUGUAAUUUUUUUUCACUUCAAAUGCUAUUAAAGAGGCGUGUCCC
Messenger RNA from Gadus chalcogrammus (walleye pollock), 2947 nucleotides. It is a transcript of the gene rer1, whose product is annotated as retention in endoplasmic reticulum sorting receptor 1. NCBI's taxonomy places the organism in Eukaryota, Metazoa, Chordata, Actinopteri, Gadiformes, Gadidae. The transcript is spliced from 7 exons. Gene Ontology annotation, cellular component: Golgi membrane. The coding region runs from base 115 to 705 and encodes 196 amino acids. The record is from RefSeq and is a predicted model, not a curated record. Gene Ontology annotation, biological process: protein retention in ER lumen; retrograde vesicle-mediated transport, Golgi to endoplasmic reticulum.